AUGUCGACAUCAUCUGAUCUGUAUGACGAUCUUGUUAAUCUAGCCCCAGAACCAUCUUUAUUGCCGAGUAUCUUAUCGACAACAUCAUCGUCAUUUCAUGAAGACGAUAAAGGUCAAGCAAAAGAUAUCAAUACUUGUUCUUUAACUGAUUUUAUGAAUGCUGAAAAAAAUAUUUUUCAACCAACGCCAGAAACAGACAUGAUAAAAAGUAUUAUUAUGUCUAAUGAGAAUCCAAUGGAAAAAUCUUCUUUAUUUCGUUCAUUAAUCGAACAUACAGAGCCAACAGUUAAUGCUCAACAAUUAGCCGAACAUUUUUCUUUAUCAAAACAUGAGCAAAAACCUUCGAAAUCUAAUCAAAUUGAUGAACAUAUUUUACGUCCAUUUAGUGACUGUGUUGAACAAUAUUAUCGAACACUUCAUCGUGUAUGUGAGUGUACAGAAGAAUUAAAACAAGAAUUACGACAAGUUAAAAGUGAACGUGAUCAAAUGAGUGAAGAUUUAAUUAAUGCUGAAAAUGCUUAUACGGAUGUUAAAAAGCGAAAUGAAAAACUGAAAUUAAUCAUAAAUGAGCAUAAAACGAAUACAGAUACAUUAAAACGUUUCUCAGAAGAAUCUGUUCGCUACACUGAAGAACAAAAACAAAAAUAUAGUGUACUUAAACAGCAUGCACAAGAAAAAUUAAAUGAAGCUAAUGUUGAAAUUGAACGAUUAAGACGAGUAAAUACAUCGGAAGUAGAAGGCAUUCAAACACAGUUACGUUACUCACAAUUACGUGUACAAUCCCUAGAACAGGAAUUAAAAUCUGUUAAACAAGAGCUAGAACAGAAGAAAAAAGAAAACAUUGAAUUGACAAAUAUUUGUGAUGAACUAUUAGCAAGUCAUAAAAGAUAG
Messenger RNA from Rotaria socialis, 891 nucleotides. The record is from the annotation of a GenBank genome assembly. Lineage: Eukaryota; Metazoa; Rotifera; Eurotatoria; Philodinida; Philodinidae.